CGUGCUAGAGGUGGGUGAUGCUGAUGGGGCUGGGUGUCCUGUGCGAGGGCUAACGGGGAAGAUCCAAGCAGAUGCUGCAACAUUGCUGAAACCCGUGCCGUCUGGGUGGGGGGAGCAAGCUCACAGGAAGAGCUAUAAUAGGAAUGUGAACUGCAGAAAUAGAUCCAGAACAAACAGGAGAGGAAAAAUGAGCUAGAAAGCGCUGGGAACCUCCUUCUGACAAGGUUCCAAUGGGAGCACAUUAGGCAAGUCCACGCAGCUGGGUCAUACACCAUGUCAUCAUGCGUGUCCAAGAGGACUUCUUCUGAGAGGUCCAUACUGCAAGAUGACCAUGAAACGACAAAUCAGCCUCACAUUGUUUGUAGCUUUUCAGCACUGAGUUUAGAGUUAGGAAUGGAAUCUGUUAUCGUGGUUACAGAAUAUGAUUCCAGCCUAUCUGAGAGGGAGCAUGGCCAGAAUGGACAGACAGACCACCAGGAUGGGGAGAUCAAAGAGGGCUGCAAAGAUGAACCAGAUCUUCAUAGACUUACUGAAAGUGGAUGUAUGAAAGGUGACAUUGAAGGGCUUCCAAAGGACAGUAAAGAUCAGAGAGCAAAACUCAACAUGACCAAUAGAAAACUUUCACUUCAAGAACGUUCCCCAUCUGCUCAGUCGCCAACUGAUAACUUAGACACAAAUGGACGAUAUAUUUAUCCAUCUCUUCCAUAUUCUCCUGUGACAUCACCGCAAUCAUCUCCACGUUUGCCACGGAGACCAACAAUAGAGUCUCACCGUGUUAACAUUACGGGUUUCCAGGACUGUGUCCAGCUCAACCAGUAUAAGCUAAAAGAUGAAAUUGGAAAGGGCUCCUACGGAGUGGUGAAGCUGGCAUAUAAUGAAGAUGACAACACAUACUAUGCAAUGAAGGUUCUUUCCAAGAAGAAAUUAAUGAGGCAAGCUGGAUUUCCACGUCGCCCACCUCCCCGAGGAGCAAAAACGGCCAAUGAUGGCUCUCAGAUCAAAGGUCCCAUCGAGCGAGUUUACCAGGAAAUAGCUAUUCUGAAAAAGCUGGACCAUCCAAACGUUGUCAAGUUGGUUGAGGUACUGGAUGACCCCAGCGAGGACCAUCUAUACAUGGUGUUUGAACUAGUGAAGCAAGGGGCAGUGAUGGAUGUACCAACUACAAAACCACUAACAGAAGACCAGGCGAGGUUCUACUUCCAGGAUCUGAUUAGAGGAAUUGAGUACUUGCAUUAUCAGAGGAUUAUACACCGGGAUGUCAAGCCGUCCAAUCUUUUAGUGGGGGAAGAUGGCCACAUCAAAAUUGCUGAUUUUGGGGUCAGCAAUCAGUUUGAAGGAACAGAUGCUUUUCUCUCCAACACCGUGGGAACCCCAGCCUUCAUGGCUCCUGAGACCCUGUCAGAAACACGCAAAAUAUUUUCUGGAAAGGCUCUGGAUGUUUGGGCAAUGGGAGUCACCUUGCACUGUUUUGUAUUUGGCCAGUGUCCAUUUAUGGAUGAGAGGAUUUUAUCCCUCCACGUCAAGAUAAAAAAUCAGCCACUGGAAAUUCCAGACCAGCCAGAAAUAUCAGAUGACCUAAGGGAUCUAAUUGUUAGGAUGCUGGAUAAAACCCCAGAAUCUAGGCUUACUGUACCUGAUAUAAAGCUGCACCCAUGGGUCACCAAGCAUGGCGCAGAGCCUCUUCCAAGUGAGGAUGAGAACUGCACUCUGAUAGAGGUCACUGAGGAAGAAGUGGAGAACUCAGUAAAGCACAUCCCCAGCUUGGCUACAGUGAUAUUGGUAAAAACGAUGCUUAGGAAGCGAUCUUUUGGGAAUCCGUUUGAUGGAAGCAGGAAAGAAGAGAGAUCCUUGUCCUCCCCUGGAAAUCUACAAACGAUCCAAGGCAGCGAUGAAAGCUUGAGAGAUAGCGGCUUACAAGAGGUAGGGGAGGAUGAAGUCCUUUCCUGAGGAUCCCUAAGCGGAGGUGCUGUGGUUUGAGAAUACCAUCUAUGACGGGCGUGUGUAUAACACAUCAUGUAUAAAAUGAAAUGUGCAUGCUAUGUGCUCAAGAACACAUUAUGUUGCUGCAUGCGCUCAUGACCUUAAUGUCCUACCUUAACAUUUUUUGCUAUUGGCUCAUUCUUCAAGUGACUGCUGGAGAGUGGAGAAUGAUCCAGAGACGGUGCUUGUAUUGUACAUAUUGCAAAAAAACAACUCAAAGUGGCUUGUAGCAUGUCAUAAUGAUGCCAAAUACGACAUAAAGUGUACAUAUCUAAGGCUUUCAGGACAUUAAAAUGUACACAGACAGUGGUCUGACAUUACUUUAAUGUACUUUAUGCCCCAUCAUAAGGGGUUCUUGAAAGAUACAGGCUUGUUGAAAUGCCCUUUGAGGGAUUGCUGUAAGGAUUUUCAUAGUAAUAUUUUAACACUAACCAAAGUGUUUUGUGUGCCAUUAAAAGUUAAUCCGUGUUGGCUCUUGGAUAUGUUGAAUGGCGCAUGUCAGAGGGCAGCUGUCCAUCCUCCUGGCUUUUUGCCAAUAGUUUUUAUAUAGAGCUAGCAGCAGCGUGGUUGUGCAACCACUAGGGGAAUUCUUGAAUCUAUAACAUGCCUUGAUGUUUUUCCUUAUAAUUCACAAAUGCAUUUUCUGCUGCCAAUACUAUUUACUUAUCAGCCCACUCUUCCUUUAUUCUGUAUAUAAGCUCAUUAUUAAUAUACUGAUUUAAAUUGCAUGGCGCAAGUACAAAAGGAGCUAUGAAUAUGAUUUCCAAGACUACAGCCAACACUAUCUGCGAACAUCAUGUGGUACAUGCAGUUCUGUGACAAAUCCAAAUUAUCCUCAUUAUAUAUUGUACUGCCAGUUUUAUCACAGUGCUAGUGUAUAAGUUAGUGGAUCAGUGCCAAUCAUUUUGAAUCAGUACUGGUUAGCAGAUACCUCUCACAAGCUGGGACAAAGGGAAAGUACUACAAGAAGCAUGUGCUAGCUUUUAUUACCUGACCUACACAAGAAAGCUGUCGGCUGGAGAAUGAUUGUUUGCCGUACGCCGCACCUAAACUUUCUUUUACUCCAAUUUUUGAAAAGAGUUAUGUAACUGUAGAAGUGCUGUCUAAAAAUGUAUAUUUGGUGUACAGAUCAGUCUUUGAAAGAUUGUAAUGAUAUCUUGUAUUUCCUAUUUAAGAUUUAGAUUCAUUUUUAGGUAUUUCUCUGAAUGAUCCAGGAAAUGUAUACAGAACCCUGAUUACAUUUCAGAUAAUAUUUAGGUAUGAUCCAGAAAAUAGAUAUGGACACCAAACUUACAUGUGUACUUACAUCAGCCUCCAUAGCAAGCAGCAAUGGGCUAUAACCACUUAUUUUAGUGAUAUGUGCUGCAGAUGUGUUGGCAGGCUGAAAUACAGAUUGAAAAUUGAGGUUCUAGUGAGGAAUAUAUCCAUCCUCAGGCUUCCCUGGUUCAAGCCAUGUCAUUGCUUCUAUAGCAACAAAUUGUACAGUUAUAGUCUUCCCUAUAGUGGCUUUCCGUGCAUUGUGCCUCCUAUUACUGGAUGGUUUCCUGAUGUGUAUGAUUUGUGUACUGGUGUUGUGAGCAAUCCUUACAGCCCAACAGGAGGAUAUACCAGUACUUUCUCUACUGUAUAGCUUUCAGGGACAGUUAGGUCUAAAGCCCUUGGAAGACAGUGUUGGUACAGAUAUGAACAGUAUAGACUUCAGGUACAGGUGGUACCAAAUUAACACAAAAUCUGCUAUGGUGGUACAUGCCUAAUCAGUUCUUCGAUAAUACUAACCACAAUUACUCCUCCUCAGGACACAACAUAUUUAGCCAUGUAAGUAGAGGAUGUAUAAAUGACCAAAGGAAAAUUGCUGACACUGCAAAUUUUGUAAGGUACAAAGGCCAGAUGACACGUGGUUGGUUGCAGUAAGCAACACCUUUAUGUUUCCUUUCUGCAGUUUUUAUAUAGUGACCCUACAAAGUAAAGUUUUAGUAUUCAUAGCAUGGUUUUAUUGCAUGGUUCUCCGCAGAGUAGACAAAUCUGCAUGUUUGUUGUCAAAAACAAAAAUGUGAUUUGCAGAUUUGCCCAGCUUAUGAAUUAAAGCUCAACACCAAUU
Molecule: messenger RNA, 4078 nt
Organism: Rana temporaria (common frog)
Lineage: Eukaryota; Metazoa; Chordata; Amphibia; Anura; Ranidae
Gene: CAMKK2
Product: calcium/calmodulin dependent protein kinase kinase 2
Exons: 16
Coding region: 274-1947 (557 amino acids)
Biological process (GO): activation of protein kinase activity; CAMKK-AMPK signaling cascade; protein phosphorylation
Molecular function (GO): ATP binding; protein kinase activity
Source: RefSeq, a predicted model, not a curated record